AUGAAUCCCAGAAUCAAGAGCAGUAGUGAAUCAGCUGAACUAGUUUCUUCCAUAGAUGAUCUCUUACUCCAAAUACUGUUGCUUCUGCCUAUCAGAUCACUCAUUCGUUUCAAAUGCGGAUCCAAACACUGGCUCUCUCUGAUUACCAAUCCAAGAUUUUCUCUGCUUAGAAAUCCCAAUCCUGCAAUUGGCUUGUUCUUCCAUCGCAGAGAUUUUCAUAUCAACCCAGAAUAUGAUUACAUCCACUUUGAUACUCAGAGCCAGACAAAUCCUCCUUUCAAGAAGCUCAGAUUCACUGAGGAGAAUUCCAUCAGCACCAUCUGCAUUCUGCAAUCUUGUAAUGGACUGCUGCUUUGCUCUAACUUUGUCACUUCCCACAGGUCUAAACGGAACUACUACGUCUACAAUCCCACAACAAAACAUUUCUCCACACUCCCAAACACUUCCCAUGUUGUUCUUGGAAUGAGCUUGACUUUUGACCCUGCAAGCUCACCUCACUACAAGGUUUUCUGCAUUCGCAAAUCUGAGUCUGCUCGUAACCAUUACCAGAUUGAAGUUUAUUCAUCUGAUACUGGUCCCUGGAGAGCCGUGGGAGAUCCAUUUGUUUCCAAUGCUUGUUUCGGGAAUGGUGUGUACUGGAAUGGCAUGAUACACUGGAUUAGCCCGGGAGACAAUUUUUUGAACUUCACCAUCUUGUGUUUCAAUGUUGAUCUGGAAACGCGGGGAGAAAUGCCCAUGCCACCGGCUCGCCAAGGGGGAUACGUUGGCUUCUUUGGAGAAUCUUGUGGUCACUUGCAUCUUAUUGCAACUUAUGAGGCAGAAGGUGAAAUUGACGUGUACGAGAUGAAGGGCGACUGUUCUGAGUGGUUUGUCAAGUACAAGGUUGAUGUUAGGCAGGUUUUAUGUUGCAUUUCCUGGGAUGGAAAGGCCAUAAGGUACAAUCUUGUGGAUGGGAGUGUUGAUAUGCUUUGUGAGUUUGAGGGUGCUGAGAAACAGUCGUCCCUCAGAUAUCUUGACCUUGGCUUUCAGUAUAUUGAGUCUCUUUGUUGUGUUUGA
Molecule: messenger RNA, 1056 nt
Organism: Ipomoea nil (Japanese morning glory)
Lineage: Eukaryota; Viridiplantae; Streptophyta; Magnoliopsida; Solanales; Convolvulaceae
Product: F-box protein At5g07610-like
Exons: 2
Coding region: 1-1056 (351 amino acids)
Molecular function (GO): protein binding
Source: RefSeq, a predicted model, not a curated record